Glycine soja is the source of this 2275-nucleotide messenger RNA. Its product is annotated as L-ascorbate oxidase homolog. Bases 277 to 1920 code for a protein of 547 amino acids. The record is from RefSeq and is a predicted model, not a curated record. Gene Ontology annotation, molecular function: oxidoreductase activity; copper ion binding. The transcript has 8 exons. Lineage: Eukaryota; Viridiplantae; Streptophyta; Magnoliopsida; Fabales; Fabaceae.
UUUUCCCACCGUUUUUACUCGUGCCACACCAACAACCAGUUUCAUUCCCUCUUGCACUUUUCAAUUUUCUAUUAGCAAAAAAACAUUCAAAUUAUUGUUUUAUAGUUAGUUUACCUUACCUACAAGGCUUGUAACCUUCACUAUUAAUAUAUAUACAAGGUGUGUCUGUGUGUCUCGUUACUUCAACUCUAACCCUUCUCUUUCCUUCAUUUAAUUUAUUGCCCAUCCUUUCUUUGUCAAACACCAAAGUCCAAACCAUUUUUUGCUCCGAUCAACAUGAAGUUGAUCAAUAAACCAUCGCAACUACGUUCCCUCUUGAGCCUUUUCUGCUCCAUUUUGCUGCUCUUGGAAUUAGCUUUCGUGGCUGCGGAGGACCCUUAUAGAUUCUUCGACUGGACCAUUACCUAUGGUGACAUUUAUCCCCUAGGAGUUAAACAACAGGGUAUUCUUAUCAAUGGCCAAUUCCCAGGCCCUGAAAUCUAUUCUGUUACCAAUGACAAUUUGAUCAUUAACGUGCACAAUAACUUGACCGAGCCGUUUCUUCUAUCAUGGAAUGGUGUUCAACAAAGGAGAAAUUCUUAUCAAGAUGGAGUUUAUGGCACCACAUGCCCCAUCCCUCCUGGGAAGAACUUCACCUACACACUUCAAGUCAAAGAUCAAAUUGGAAGUUUCUUCUAUUUCCCAUCUCUUGCUUUCCACAAGGCAGCUGGUGGUUUUGGAGCCAUCAAAAUCCUUAGCAGGCCAAGGAUCCCUGUCCCGUUCCCAGACCCAGCUGGUGAUUUCUCCCUUCUUAUUGGUGAUUGGUACCAAAUCAAUCACAAGAAGCUUCAGAGUGUUCUAGAUUUUGGACACAGACUUCCAUUCCCUCAAGCCGUUCUCAUCAAUGGUCGUCCAAGUGGCACAACAUUCACAGUUGAGCAAGGGAAAACAUAUAGGCUUAGAAUAUCAAAUGUUGGACUUCAAAAUACACUAAACUUUAGGAUUCAAGGUCAUGACAUGAAGUUGGUGGAAGUUGAGGGAACUCACACCAUACAAACCACAUAUUCUUCAUUAGACGUUCACGUGGGACAAUCUUAUUCUGUGCUUAUCACGGUUGAUCAAGCACCCAAGGACUACUACAUUGUAGUGUCUACACGUUUCACUAACAAAAUUCUCACAAGCACUGCUAUCCUUCACUACAGUAACUCCCAACAAUCUGUUUUUGGCCCAAUUCCUAGUGGCCCAACCACUCAAAUCGAUUGGUCAAUCAAACAAGCUCGUUCAAUAAGGACAAACUUGACAGCGAGUGGACCAAGGCCAAAUCCACAAGGCUCCUACCACUAUGGAUUAAUAAACAUUAGUAGGACAAUUACCUUGGUGAGCUCAACAGCACAAGUGAACAAGAAACAAAGAUACGCAGUGAACAGUGUUUCAUUCACACCUGCUGACACUCCUUUGAAGCUAGCAGAUUACUUUAACAUUGGAGGGAUUUUCCAAGUUGGAAGCAUCCCAGAUAGCCCUUCUGGUAGACCCAUGUAUCUUGACACCUCAGUCAUGGGUGCCGACUUUCGAGCCUUCGUCGAGGUCGUGUUUCAGAACCAUGAAAACAUCAUCCAGAGCUGGCACAUUGAUGGGUACUCAUUUUGGGUUGUAGGAAUGGACGGUGGUGUGUGGACGCCUAAUAGUCGUAACCAAUACAACCUCAGAGAUGCAGUAUCGAGGAGCACAACACAGGUAUAUCCUAAGUCAUGGACCGCAAUUUACAUGGCAUUAGAUAAUGUGGGUAUGUGGAACAUGAGGAGUGAAUUUUGGGCACGCCAAUACCUUGGACAACAAUUCUAUUUGAGAGUGUAUUCACCAGUUGGAUCCAUUAGGGAUGAAUAUCCAAUUCCCAAGAAUGCUCUUCUUUGUGGCAAAGCUGCAGGCAGGACAACCAGGUGAUCUCUAUGAGAAUCAAAUCCCUCAUAACAAAGAUGUUUAUCAACAACCUAGCUAUGUAGGGACCAACUUGGUCCCAUUCUUUACAAAUUCGUCUACCAUUUCUUUGUAUUACUACCAAAUCACCAUCUUGUUGUCAUAAUAAUUAAUUUGUCACAAUUGAUUUAUUUUUUCAAAUAAAUUUAUUUUUCUGAUGCGUUAGCAAACUUGUGUUCUAGUUUGUCAUAAUAGAAUGACACAACUUGUUUGAUCCAUCUACAAUUCUACAUGUGUACACUUAAGUAAAAUUGAAGUGUUGUGUUUGCAUUUGAAGCAUUGUAUUGUUGUUUGACCUGAUAAUUCAAGUAUUUGAGACACA